AUGUUUUCUUGUCAUUUUUUCCUUUCUUCCUUCUAUCUUCAUUUUCGUAUUCUUUUUUGUCUUUUUUAUUUUAUUUUCUCGCCUUUUUCGGUACUUUCUUUUUUAUUCCUAUCUUACAUGGAGUUGUUUUUCGAAAUUUCUUUCUUACUUACUGUUUUCUUUUCUUCCUUUCUUCUUCAGUUUUACCUUUCUUUCUCUUUUCCUUUCCUUCUUGCUUUCUUGCUUGAUCUUUUUAUUUUUUCUUUCGCCUUUCGUCUUAACUUUCGUUGUCUUUUUCUUUUUAGAUAUCUUUCCAUCUUUCUUACUAUUCUUACAUUCAUUUCUUUCUUUCUUUCUUUUUUUCUUUCUUUCUUUCUUUCUUUCUGUUUAACUUCAUCGUUCGUUCUUACCAUUCUUUCUUUUUUGUAUAUUUCUUUCUUGCUUGCUUUCUUUUUUUGCUUUUGCUUCUAUUUUUUAUCUUACCAUUUUGCCUUUGCUUCUUCCUUCUUAUCUUUCUGUGAAUUUUUUUGCUGCCUUCUGCUUUUCUUUCAUCAUUUCUACAUUUCUUUCUUUCUCUUUCUUUCUUUCUUUCUUUCUUUCUUUCUUACCGUUUUCACGUUUUCUUCCACUUUGAUUCUUAUAUUUCUUGCCCUUUUUCUUUUCUUUGUUUCUUUCUUGCUUGAUCUUUUUACUUUUCCUUUCGCCUUCUAUCUUACUUUUCCUUGUCUUUUUUCUUUUCUUUCUUUUUUCUUUUUUCUUUGCCAUUUUUCUUUUACCACCCUUUUUGCCUUUCUUUGA
Molecule: messenger RNA, 777 nt
Organism: Acanthosepion pharaonis
Lineage: Eukaryota; Metazoa; Mollusca; Cephalopoda; Sepiida; Sepiidae
Source: the annotation of a GenBank genome assembly